Molecule: messenger RNA, 849 nt
Organism: Solanum tuberosum (potato)
Lineage: Eukaryota; Viridiplantae; Streptophyta; Magnoliopsida; Solanales; Solanaceae
Product: glutamic acid-rich protein-like
Exons: 5
Coding region: 1-849 (282 amino acids)
Source: RefSeq, a predicted model, not a curated record
AUGGUGGAGAUUGACAACUACCAGGACAGUAGUGCCCAGUCUAGUGAUGAUGUUGAAUCUAGUAAUGAUAAAAGUGACAGUGAAGAUGAGAGUAGUAGAGAUACCCAAACUGGUGAUGAGGAUGAAAAUCCCCUAUCUUUGCCAAUUUGUGCAAAAGACAUAUCUGUUUUUCCUCAUCUUGAAAAGUAUGCCAAGAAGUCCUUGAAUUCUCCUUUACCCAUUUCCCGUUUACUUAGAUGGUACACCGCAAAAAAUGAUAAUAUUAUCAAAGGUGAUCAAUUUAAGUACAAAGGAAAGAGUACAAAGGUUGUGCACCCAUACCUCACACCUAUUGUCCUUACUUCAUCAGUAGAGAAUGUGGAGGAUGAGUAUUUAAGUGAUCAAAAUCCUAAUCAACCUUGUGAGAAUUUUGUACCAAGUAAUUCUAAAGAUGAAAGUCUGUGUGCGCGUGUUGCAUCCCUCGAGCAAUCAAUGGUGGAAAUUGUUUCUUAUGUACGAGAGGAGAAAUUGAGAAGAAAUGAAAUGAACAAGAAAAAGAAAGCCUCUGAUCUUGCAGUAGAUGAUGAUAACUUUUCAGUACCAACAGUUGAUGACGAGAUCCUUCCAUUAGCUAUAGUCGAUGAUGAUCUUGCUGCAGUUGAUGAAUACUUUGCUAAAGAAGUUGAUGAAGAGAUGAAGGAAGAGGAGAUGAAAGAAGAAAAGAAAGAACAAGAUGAGGAGAAGAUGACAGAAAAAGAAGAAGAGAAGCUGGAAGAGAACGAUGAAGAAAAAGAAGAGGAUAAUUGGGUUUUCCCUGAUUUGAAGACAAUUGAUUUUUUGAGAUGGUUUUUUAAGACAAUUAGUUUUUGA